AUGUCUUACUGCGAACGUUGUCGUGUCGAAUUUGUUUCGGACCAUGUGUUAUGGCAGCACGAAGCGAAGUCGCCAAAACACAACAUCUGCGAUGCGUGCAACGAAGACUUCAGUACAGCACGCGCUUUCAAUCAGCACUAUGCGGAGUGUCACGAGGAGCGUCAUUGCCAGUGGUGCCACAUGUAUUUCGACAAGUCUCUUGCACUGAUACAGCAUCACCGCACUCAACAUCGCUAUUGCAACAUAUGUGACUUGGCUUUCCGCGAUGGUGAAGCAAUCGAAGCUCACAACGUCUCUGCGGAGCAUACCCUGAUAUCUUGUCCGGGGCGCAAGUGUAACCGUCGCUUUGGCUCGGCAGCGGCCCUUAUCAGUCAUCUCGAGUCUGGUGCAUGCAGUUCUAAAAUGAACCGCAACAAGAUCAACCAGCUCGCCGUCGACCUGGAUAGGACCAACGUCAUCACAAACCCAUUGCGUCUCCUCCGCGCUCCAGAUGGGUACGCCGCACCUCCCCACCCUAUUAUCAACAUCGCUACCGAGCUGUCGUUUAAUGGGCAAGCCUACGAGUGCUUUUUGUGCCAUCACGAGUUCAAAAAGCUCGAGGGGCUCAAUCAACAUCUCUGGCCUCUGCCAACACGUGGAGAAGCAGAGAUGCGCAGUCCGUCGAUUCAACAGGCCUAUGCAGAAGGUCGUUGA
Postia placenta MAD-698-R-SB12 is the source of this 693-nucleotide messenger RNA. RefSeq lists its product as hypothetical. The record is from RefSeq and is a predicted model, not a curated record. Gene Ontology annotation, molecular function: DNA-binding transcription factor activity, RNA polymerase II-specific; RNA polymerase II transcription regulatory region sequence-specific DNA binding. The transcript has 3 exons. Bases 1 to 693 code for a protein of 230 amino acids. Gene Ontology annotation, biological process: regulation of transcription by RNA polymerase II. NCBI's taxonomy places the organism in Eukaryota, Fungi, Basidiomycota, Agaricomycetes, Polyporales, Adustoporiaceae. Gene Ontology annotation, cellular component: nucleus.